AUGAAACUCAAGAAGACUCUGAAUACUUUCAACGAUCGCCUUCAGCUUCUACAAAAGCCUGGCUAUGUUGCAAGCUCCUGCAAUUUCAAAUUUGAGCUCAACCCAACCGACCGACUACUGGCAGAUGAUGAAGCCAAAGUCGAAAAGUUACAUGAUGAAGUCAACAUUGCCCGUGUUUUAUUUCAAGGCCAAAUGCAAGCCCAAAUCAUCGCACUUGUCAAACUUGAAAUCGCUUCUGUCCAAAAUGCAAUUCGGAAAUCGGUGGCCAAAAGCAUUGUAGACAUCACAACUACACUUGCUUUGCUCGAUCCAACUCUGGAAGAGGGACACAACAGUGAUAUCUUCCAAUUUGUACUUGAUACGGAUACAGCUGAUUUACCUUCCCUCCUUCAACAUUCUGAAUUUCAGACCAAGCACAAACUCUACGAUCUCAUCCACACUUUUGCCCAGGAACAAGCAACCGCAACCACCCCUACUGAUGCUUAUCGUCCUACCGAAGAUCGCACCUAUGCAGUUGACGAUACAUCGCCAACUGUUAUUUUGUUCCUGCAAAUUUCCCAAGCUGUUUUUGUUACCAGCUGGGAUACUUAUCUGAAGCAAAUCGCUCUCCUUGAAAACACAAAGAAAGUGAAGGCCUAUCUCUCUGCUUCUACUGCUGAAAAAGCAACACAGGAUACAGCAAUGGCACUUGCUGACCUUGAUCUCAAUGACCCUGUCACAGUCAAAAAUGUCAUUGAUAAAAGUGUUGCUUGUUGGGAUAUGACGAAAUAUGAGUUUUUACGUUCCAAAAGAAACUAUUCAAGUACGAGGUUUUCGACACGUGCGAUCGGACUUUGA
Cylindrotheca closterium is the source of this 837-nucleotide messenger RNA. Lineage: Eukaryota; Bacillariophyta; Bacillariophyceae; Bacillariales; Bacillariaceae. The record is from the annotation of a GenBank genome assembly.